This is a messenger RNA of Papilio polytes (common Mormon), 763 nucleotides long. RefSeq names its product transmembrane protein 256-like. The record is from RefSeq and is a predicted model, not a curated record. NCBI's taxonomy places the organism in Eukaryota, Metazoa, Arthropoda, Insecta, Lepidoptera, Papilionidae. The transcript has 3 exons. Bases 120 to 611 code for a protein of 163 amino acids.
AAACGUCAAAAUAUAAAAUCAAUUUCAAUUUGUCAAUAAUAAAGAAAACAGAAAUUACCUUUCUUUUCCUACGACUUAUUUUGUUAUUUCUAAGUGAUUGCAGCUAAAUCCUGAAAGGUAUGGUUAAUUUAGCUGAUGCUUUUAUGAUUAAUACGGUGACGGAAGGAGCUAUGAAUGUGUUACGACAAAUCGGUGUUUUUAAAUCGAAGACCGAGACCUUUCAACCAGCACCUAUAAUAAUAAAAAUGCCUCUUUGGGAGUUAGCUCAAGCGGCAGGGCCGUUUGUCAGGCUCGCAGGACUGAGCGGCGCCGUGGCUGUGGUGCUCGGAGCUAUGGGAGCACAUCGCACAUUUCCCGCAACCGAAGGAAAAGAAGAUUUACGAAAGAUCUUUGAAACAGCUAACAGAUUCCACUUUCUGCAUACCUUAGCUUUGAUGACUGUGCCACUUUGCAGACGACCAUAUAUCGCUGGUGGAUUUUUCAUAGCGGGAAUGGGAUUGUUUUGUGGCACAUGUUACUACCAUUGUUUCACUGGUAACCCCAACUUCCGAAAACUCACUCCUAUCGGUGGAUCCUGUCUUAUCUUAGGUUGGUUGGCAAUGGUCAUAUAAAGCCCUUAUGAAUUAUUGGUGAUCGGUUUAUAGAUUGUAAGUAGUGAUUAUUCCAGUUAUUGUAAUCAUUUGAGUACAUUAGUAUCUAAGACAGUGUUAUCAAAAAUGUAUCAUUUUAUUUUGCACCAAAAUAUUAAAUGGUCCUUUAAAUA